CCAAUACCGCCUUUGAAAGCAGCUGUUCAUCAUUUUGAUAUCGUUACCAAAACUAGCAUAAACGUGAUGAGAAAGGCACGGGCGUCCGCCAUUACAUCCGUGAUAUUAAUAUGCCGAUUGCUGUGGUGGUUUCGUCAUAAUUGUUCCAAACGGAAGCUAUUCUAUUAUUCAUUUUGAUACACACUGGUGCAUUGCAAACUCGAUGACUACCUUGUGGACUACCCAACGCGUGUAUGCCUUUGUCGCCUGAUACCAUAUCACCCUUGUCUGCUUAGGAAAUACACAAUAGCCUACUCCUAUUAUCCCCCUUUUUUCUGUAAAAAAAUGAUGAAGUUCGUUCUGAUACUGUUCAAAUCACCUCAACCAAUAUGAUUACGCGUAUGGACCAUAUCGGCUUUCUUUGGACUCCAUGAAUCUCCAAAUAGUGGACGGUUUGUUUAUCUCCACGAGUUGGUUGGUUGGGGACCGGGGUGGGGAAGUAGGUAAUAGUUCUUGCAGCUGAACAUGUCGCAUAUCUUUCUCAAGCAUGUUUUACUGAUUUUGAUGACUGGUGCUAUGGUGGGGGUAUUUCUCCUCUUUCGUGAGCAUGCGGGCAUCCGGCAGUUUGAAAGAAACUAUAAGACUGAGGAAUCUGGUCGAGAACAUUCUAAAGAAUCAAGACCUUCUCGACGGGAAUGCACGCGGAAGAACAACAUCGGGUUCUUCAAGAUGCACAAGUGCGGCAGCAGCACCAUGCAGAACAUCCUGAUGCGAUACGGCGACAGACACAAUCUGAAUUUUGUACUUCCGUGGCGCUCGAACGUGUUCAGCCAGACACAUCUGAGAUUAAGCAGGGACUUGGUGAAGUCUUUUCCUGGUCACGACUACAACAUUCUCUGCCACCACACGCGAUAUAGCAAAGAAGGAUUUGAUUCUUUGUUGCCGGCUGACUCUACAUAUGUGACUAUUAUCCGGGACCCGACCACCCUCUUCGAAUCCUUGUACACCUACUUCCGUUACGACGAGCGUUUCGGCGUUCCCUUAGAAACCUUCCUGGAGAACCCGCAACAGUAUGGCCGAUCCAACAGUUAUGGAUACGAGGGCACCGGAUGCUACGCCAAAGACAGUAUGCUCUUUGAGCUUGGUCUUGAUGAUAUCGAAAAGGCCGAUCCCAAGGUCAUCGAGGAAAUGAUCCACAGGACGGCCUCCGAAUUCGAGCUCGUCAUGAUCAUGGAGUACUUCUCCGAGUCACUGAUCCUGCUUAAAGAACUCAUGUGCUGGGAUAUUGAAGACGUCUCCUACUUCGUGGUGAAUGGCCGUGCCACCUCUUUCAUCAAUAAACUAUCUGACGAAACGGCAGAGAGAAUACGAAAGUGGAAUGACGGGAACACCAAGUUAUAUCGUUUCUUUAACGAGACGUUCUGGAGGAAGGUGAAAAAAUUUGGAGAAGACCGCAUGCGGGAGGAAGUAGCCAAACUCGAGGAGUUGAAUAAGAGAAUGGCCGACCGAUGUGUCCAGACAGAAAUUCUCAAUGCUGUGUGGCACCCGGAUGGUGUAGAUAUCAAGAGUUAUAAAGUGAAAGACUCGGCAAGAAACGACCGGGAUUGUCAGUUGAUAACAAAAGAAGAACUUGCGUUCACUAAUUACCUCCGGAAGAAACAGCUCGAAAAAUAUUUUGGACUGAAACUCAUGGACGAACUAUGACAUAUUGCAUACAUUUUAAUAGAGAAAUAAAGAUUUGGGUAAAAGCCUU
Messenger RNA from Lytechinus variegatus (green sea urchin), 1732 nucleotides. Its product is annotated as galactosylceramide sulfotransferase-like. The record is from RefSeq and is a predicted model, not a curated record. Gene Ontology annotation, biological process: glycolipid biosynthetic process. Gene Ontology annotation, molecular function: galactosylceramide sulfotransferase activity. The transcript has 4 exons. The coding region runs from base 505 to 1683 and encodes 392 amino acids. Lineage: Eukaryota; Metazoa; Echinodermata; Echinoidea; Temnopleuroida; Toxopneustidae. Gene Ontology annotation, cellular component: membrane.